Messenger RNA from Chinchilla lanigera (long-tailed chinchilla), 2263 nucleotides. It is a transcript of the gene Rnf121, whose product is annotated as ring finger protein 121. The record is from RefSeq and is a predicted model, not a curated record. The coding region runs from base 93 to 980 and encodes 295 amino acids. Gene Ontology annotation, molecular function: ubiquitin protein ligase activity; metal ion binding. The transcript has 8 exons. NCBI's taxonomy places the organism in Eukaryota, Metazoa, Chordata, Mammalia, Rodentia, Chinchillidae. Gene Ontology annotation, cellular component: Golgi membrane; endoplasmic reticulum membrane.
GCGCGGGGACGUGGGGAGGGGGCGAGCCUUGAAGAUGGCGGCAGUGGUGGAGGUGGAUGUUGGAGGAGGUGCUGCUGCGGAACGGGAGUUAGAUGAGGGUUGAACAUGCGCGCAUGCAUGCCAAACAUCGUGGCCAUGAAGCCAUGCAUGCUGAAAUGGUCCUCAUCCUCAUCGCGACCUUGGUGGUGGCUCAGCUGCUCUUGGUGCAGUGGAAGCAAAGGCAUCCCCGCUCCUACAAUAUGGUGACGCUCUUUCAGAUGUGGGUUGUCCCCCUCUAUUUCACAGUGAAGCUGCACUGGUGGCGGUUCCUCGUGAUCUGGGUCUUCUUCUCCGCCGUCACCGCGUUCGUCACCUUCCGGGCCACGCGGAAGCCUCUAGUGCAGACCACCCCGAGGUUGGUUUAUAAAUGGUUCCUGCUAAUAUAUAAAAUCAGCUAUGCUACUGGCAUCGUUGGCUACAUGGCUGUCAUGUUCACCCUCUUUGGUCUUAACUUACUAUUCAAGAUUAAACCAGAAGAUGCCAUGGACUUUGGUAUUUCUCUCCUCUUCUAUGGCCUCUACUAUGGAGUUCUUGAGCGAGACUUUGCAGAAAUGUGUGCAGACUACAUGGCGUCUACAAUAGGGUUCUACAGUGAGUCGGGCAUGCCUACCAAACACCUCUCUGACAGCGUGUGCGCUGUGUGUGGACAGCAGAUCUUCGUGGACGUCAGUGAGGAGGGCAUCAUCGAGAACACCUACAGGCUGUCCUGCAAUCAUGUAUUCCACGAGUUCUGUAUCCGUGGCUGGUGCAUUGUGGGAAAGAAGCAGACGUGUCCCUACUGCAAAGAGAAGGUGGACCUGAAGAGGAUGUUUAGCAAUCCCUGGGAGAGGCCUCACGUCAUGUAUGGGCAGCUGCUGGAUUGGCUUCGAUACUUGGUAGCCUGGCAGCCUGUCAUCAUUGGCCUGGUGCAGGGCAUCAACUACAUCCUGGGCCUGGAAUAGUCGGGAAGUUGCAUCAGUGGAGAACCCACCCUGCCCACUAUGGACCUCAGGGCGCUCUCCCCGCUGCCCACAAAGACCCGGGUGGGAAAGACUCAAAAGGGUGCUUGGGCCACUCAGGACCCCCCGGCUGUGUCUGGCCUGGGGAGGGAUAUGAUGGAGAGCCAGCCAGUGGGGCUGUCAGCAGUGGGGGGGCUUUUUAAAAGAAAACUAUUUUGAUGAAUAUAUUUAAAAAACCUUUUUUUUAUUGUGGAACACAGGAGUUGCCCCCUCCAGGCUUCGCCCUGCCUGAGCAGGCUGGGAGUAGAGCCUUGACAGUUUUGGUUUAGAGGAGCCUUCGCACCUUUGGUUGAGAGCAUUGGUGGAUUCUCAGGUAGCGGAGGGCCUCAGUACACCCACCCCACUUCCUUUCCGUCUGCGGGGCUCGAGCUGGGGCCACUCAGUGUGGAAGAGCUGAAGAGCUUAGACUGGUGGCAGAGAGGAGCACUGAGGGGUGAGGUGUCUUCCCUCCUGCCCCUCUGGGGUGUAGGAUGAGUGCUCUGUUUGCGUCUGGCUCCUCAGGAGACAUUGGCCAGGAGCUAAGGGCUGGGUGAGGCAUUGGAAGCUUCAUCAGUGACGUCCUCAACAAGGGCAGUCCUGGGGCCUCGGUGUGUGUGGGACAACGGGAAGAAUCAGCAACGUGGAGAAUCUGCCCCUGAGCAGGGCUGAGGUCAGCCAGAAAUAGAGGCUAUCUAUACAUAUUUGGGCUGAGGGGACAACCUUUAGCAGCAAUGACAGAGUCUGUUGUGCAAACUAAUCCUUUGGCUUGAAAGUGAUGAUGUGCCAAAGGCCACUCUAUGUAUCACUUCCUUCCUGAAAGCCCAAGGGGGAGUGUGUUCGUGUGUGUGAGUGCGCACGCGCACAUGCACGGAUGGCAGGACUAGCUGUCACAGUCUGUUUCUCCAGUCAGCAGACAGUGACUUUGCCCUGGAAGCGAGCAGGGGAUUCCCAGCCCGGUGACCUCUGCGCGAGCUUCUUCAUUCCUAGGCUCCUCCUGCACCUCGCCGGGAAGGGUAGGUGGGUGGGAAGAAGGCCCUAGGUCUCAAGUAUAGGUUCUGAAAAGGGGCUUCCAGGCGGGCCUCAGCCUUGUCCUGGGCGUUCUGAAGAGAGUGGGAGGGCUGUGGGCACUGGGUUUCUAGGGCAUUGGGCCCAGCAGGGCUCCCGCUUGGAGGCCAGUGAGAAGCCAGCAGGGUCUCGUCACUUGUCCGAAUAAAGCUCCAUGAGCUGGGUUGGAAAGCUGAACGCUA